GCUUGAAUGUUUUCUUGUACAGAUAAAUAUUUGUUAACGAGAACGCCUUCGUUAGGUUGAUGCGUUCAUGGAAAAGCAGCAACCACAGGUAUAUAUCGAUUAUAUAAAAAACUUGUGCGUGAAUGUACGUUGAAAGAUGGUACAGAUAAUCGGUACCUUCAUUAUAAAAGCUAUUAACAAAAAUAUUUGAAUUAAUCUAAAGUAUAGAAAGGAACUCGAUACUGCUAUAUUUCUUUGUGGUCUUACCUAUAGUUUUUAUUAUUAAUAUAUUUUAUUGUUUGGGUGCGGAAUGUGGUUGCCUCUAAACGAACUUUUGGAAGUGGAAUCUCUCAAUGAAUUUUUAUACUAUAUAAAAUCUGAUUGGCGCAUCUACCAAUUAUAAAAUGAUACAUGAUUAAGAUAAAACUGCAAAGAAGAUAACGAAAUUGCAUUGGACCAAACAAAUUUUUUUGAAGAUGGGGAGCCAAUUUUAUUCAUCCUAUCCAGAAUAAUUCGAUGUCUAUUUAGACAGUCAAUUUCAUGCUCCUCAGAAAAAUAAGUGUGAAAUUUAUGCGAGAAUCGCCGUUAUAAUUAUACUAUUAAGCAAAGAUGCCUAUGUAAAAAAUAUUCUCCCAUAUCUUGGGUAGAACAAAAUAAAAUUUAGAGUAAUUAUUAAUUUAUAUAUAUUCAGUGGUCCUAAGUGUAUUCCAAACCCAAUCAACCUUUAAUUUUGACAAACGCAGAUUUAUUCUGAUCCGGCUUUGAGUUAUUAAUAAUUUAAUAUAUAGUAUUAUAUACUAAUUUUAUAUCAAUAUUUAUACAAUUAUACCUAUCAAUGUGGGUGUGUUUAAAUACAAAUUUUAAGUUUCAAACCAAGACAUCUCUCCAAAGAUUUGUUAAUCAUGGUAUAUAGGCAAAUUAUUUCCAUUCAACUAAAAUAUUUAAUUAUAUAUAUAUAUAUUAAACUUUUAUUAAUUGAUAAUCCAAAAUAACAUUUAAAAAAUUCUUCAAAAAAUAACACUUUAAUUGUGGUUUUGAAGGUGCAUGUAGUUUUGCACACACACCAACUACACAAACGAUGAAAGGUGUAUUGGCCAACAUCAAAUCUCUUCUUCUUCUUUUUUUUUUUUUGAAUCAAAUAUCUUCUUUAUGUUAUCUUUAUUUUUUUGUCAUCAAUUAUGUUAUCUUUAUUUAGCUGAACUUGUUUUAAAUGAGACAUGAAUGUUUGAAUCGCUCUAAAUCAGAUACAUGUUUAUGAAUCGUACGUCUUUCCGUUAUUUUCUUUCUUUAUCAUCAAUGUUGUUUUACUCUGAUCUCUCAAUAAGGUAUGAGCUUUUGUAAUAGUACAAAAUAAUCAUCGUUAAAGAGAGUGUGUCGAUGUAAGAUAUAUAGCCCAUAUGUAUCUAAAUAUCUUCUGAAUUAAUAAAAAUAUUCACAUAUGAUACAAUCAUCUAGUACAAAUUAAAUCCGUACGUGGAACAUUUACUGUUCUAUAAGUGAUCCAAGUCUGAAGCACAGAAAAUGGCUUGCAUAUAAUAAUGUGUAGAUGUAUGUAUGGUUUAACAGAGUAAGUUGGGGUUCGAAAGUGAAUUAAUAAUAUAACUGAUUUCCGUGUGAUCUUAAUACUUUUGUGCGCAAAAUCUUUUCUAAUAUUUCUUUUUUUUUUGUUUGAAAAAUCUUUUCUAAUAUUUCUUCAAAAAUAAAUAUAUAUAGACAUGAAUAAACUGUCGAAGAUUUUAUAUAUUUAUGUAUAUAUAUACGCAUGGCGUAACAGGAUCCAUUAGGGUUCUAUAAUGAACUAGUGCUACUAAUUAAAAUCGAUUUCCUUGCGAUCUUACUAUAUUUGUGAAUAAUCUUUUUAAAUGUUUCCACAACUGCAGAAGAAUAAAGACAAGGUCUACGCAAGUGGGAAUUAAUUAAUCUUAAUUCUUAUAAUAUUGUUAUUGAAAUAAGAAUUUUAAUUUGGACUUUUGCAACUUUACAAUUAUGGCCAUUGGAUAAUUAAAAAAUGCGCACUCCUAUCCAUUUUGAGAAUAAUCAAAAGAAAAGGCAUUGUCUAUAUCAAUACUCAUCCCUCUUUGCACCUGAAGACUUUGGAUGAAAACCAAAAAGUAAAACACUUUGGAUUUCAUUUCGAUCGUUUACUCUUCCGAUUUUUUGUUUAACAAAAUCUUUUUUUUUCAGCUACCAACUAUUUUCUCCCUAUCGUUCAAUAUUUCAUUGAACGUGCAACAAGAUCAUAGGUUUCUGAUACAAAAGUGGCUAUCCAGGUCUCUCUUGCUUGGUCUUUGAUGGAUAACAUCAAUUUUGAAACCUCAAACGCUUCACAAGGAAGCCGGCUACACUUGCACUCGCAAUCACAACCGCCCCAGCUGUUUAAUUUACAAGACGUGAAUAUGAACCAUUACAAUCAAUCAUCUCCAUGGACCAGCGAGACGUUCUCGGGUUAUACUCCAUACGAUAGCACAGUCAAUCAAUCUCUCUCCGUGCAAUGUUCGUCUUCAAAACCCUGUCAUGCCUUGUUUCAUCCUUACCAUCAUCAAUCUUCGGAUCAUCCAUCAGUAGACCAAUCCCAAUCGAUGGUUCCUAUGCAACUUCUUCAGGAUCAAUAUUUAAAGCCAUUAUAUCAAAAAUCAUGUGCUAAUGAUUUCGCCGCAACAAAUGCUUCAUCAUCCUCAUACUCUCUUUCUUUUGAUGCAAGUCAAGAUCCACAAGAACUAUGCAGGAGGACCUACAGUACUUCUAAUGUAACACAACUUGAUUUCUCAUCAUCACAUCACCAAGCUAAGCAAACACAUCCAAGAUUUUCUUCUCAUUCCUUCUCAGCCCAUGGAGGCUCCAUGGCUCCUAAUUGUGGGACGGUUGGGAACAAGACAAGGAUAAGGUGGACCCAAGAUCUUCAUGAGAAGUUCGUGGAAUGCGUUAACCGCCUUGGUGGUGCUGAUAAGGCAACACCCAAAGCGAUACUGAAGCUGAUGGAUUCUGAAGGACUCACAAUAUUUCAUGUUAAAAGCCAUCUACAGAAGUAUAGGAUUGCGAAAUACAUCCCUGACUAUCAAGAAGGCAAGUUUGAGAAGGGAUCUUGUUCAAAAGAGCUGUCUCAGCUUGACACAAAAACUGGAGUGCAAAUUAAAGAGGCACUCCAGCUUCAGCUAGACGUUCAGAGGCAUCUUCAUGAACAACUAGAGAUUCAAAGAAACCUGCAACUAAGAAUCGAAGAACAAGGGAAGCAAUUGAAAAUAAUGAUAGAGCAACAACAAAAGACAAAAGAGUGUCUUCUUCUCAAGUCACCAAACGCUGAAGCAUCGUUGUCUCACUCUGCUUCUGAUCACUCUCCUCCACCUUACUCAAUUCAAGAUGCAGAAGCCCUGUUGCUAACAACUUAUGGAGACACUCAAUUCCAAUCAAAGAUAAGCUGAACAAUGAGAGAUUGGCUAAAUAGAAAAGGCCUAAUUAAAGCAUGUUUUUUUUACUCUUACUCUAUUCAAAGUACUGGUGUAAAGUUAUAAGAGUCGCGACAAGAGAAUGUCCAAAGUGCUAUACACACACUAACACUUGGAAACAGAAUCAGGUACUUACAUGUGUGCAAGUGGUGUGUGAUGGAGUCUUAGUCAUAUAUAGACUAAUAUAUAGAUGUGUGUGAUUAUUCUUAAUUAACUAUGUGCUUUUAAAAAUUCACACGAAGAGAUAGCUUCUUAAAUUAGUAACGCUACUUUUAACA
This is a messenger RNA of Brassica rapa (field mustard), 3700 nucleotides long. Its product is annotated as myb family transcription factor PHL5-like. Gene Ontology annotation, molecular function: DNA binding; DNA-binding transcription factor activity. NCBI's taxonomy places the organism in Eukaryota, Viridiplantae, Streptophyta, Magnoliopsida, Brassicales, Brassicaceae. The record is from RefSeq and is a predicted model, not a curated record.